Messenger RNA from Nymphaea colorata (pocket water lily), 656 nucleotides. RefSeq names its product probable phospholipase A2 homolog 1. Lineage: Eukaryota; Viridiplantae; Streptophyta; Magnoliopsida; Nymphaeales; Nymphaeaceae. Gene Ontology annotation, biological process: arachidonate secretion; pollen development; phospholipid metabolic process. The coding region runs from base 64 to 489 and encodes 141 amino acids. Gene Ontology annotation, molecular function: A2-type glycerophospholipase activity; calcium ion binding. The record is from RefSeq and is a predicted model, not a curated record. The transcript is spliced from 4 exons.
ACGGGGCAUCGCCUAUAUAAUUGCGCGAACUACCCAUUUCCCGCCGGAGGCGGGGGCGGGACCAUGGACCGGAGGGUCGUCUGCGGACUCCUCGCUUGGGUGGCGCUUGUUGCCGUAGCCGAGUGCUUGAGCUCCCAGUCUCAUGAGGAGAUUGGUUGCAGCAAGACGUGCGUUGCGGAGAAUUGUAAUUCUCUUGGUAUUAGAUAUGGAAAGUUUUGUGGAGUAGGAUGGAGUGGCUGUCCUGGAGAGAGUCCAUGUGAUGAUCUUGAUGCUUGUUGCAAACUUCAUGAUGAAUGUGUGGAGAAAAAAGGAAUGAUGAACGUGAAGUGCCAUGAGAAGUUUAAAAAUUGCAUCAGAAAGGUAAAGAAGUCUGGGAAAGUUGGGUUCUCUCGAGACUGCCCAUAUGAGACAGCAAUGCCAGCAAUGUUACAAGGCAUGGAUAUGGCAAUUCUUUUUAGCCAGAUAAGUAGUCCAUCCUACGAGUUGUAGAGAAGAUCUAUUAGUUUAGUCGAUGAAAAGGGCAUAACCAUUGCUAAAGCUUAUUAUUCUUGCUGUAAUGACUGCUGGGACUCACGAAAUUUUGUUCGAAUUUGAAAGAUGUUAUAGGUAUCAUACCACCAGAAAUUUUUGAGGUAUAAUAUGACAAAAUUGUAUAA